AUGGCAGCUCUGGAUGUCAGUUCAAAGAAACCAACUGAAACAGGUGAUGCUGCAACGGGAGUCUUCUCUCAACAGCAGCCACUGGAUCUCAACUUGGCUACUGGCGAAGAAGUCUCUUUCAGUCUCAACGGCUCAGGUGUUGUCCAUCUGACUGGAUAUUUAAUCGGUGAUGAUGAUGAUGAACCAAGUAUGGAAUUCUCAGACGAUGAAGAGCCACCCUCACUCAUCGAUUCCUCUGGAAAUAACCAGAAGAUGAAACUUCUGGAUGGGAUAGAUUCUGAUGAUGAUGAUGACGAUGAAGAUGAUGAAGAUUACAGUGAAGAAGAAGAAGGGUUUUCUGACGAGGAUGAUUUUGAUAAAGAAUUCUUUGAUGAGGAGGAGGACAGUGAUGAAGAUUUAGAUGAAGAAGACAGUGAUGAAGAAGAGGAAUCCCCUAAAUAG
Molecule: messenger RNA, 441 nt
Organism: Biomphalaria glabrata
Lineage: Eukaryota; Metazoa; Mollusca; Gastropoda; Planorbidae
Product: 46 kDa FK506-binding nuclear protein-like
Exons: 3
Coding region: 1-441 (146 amino acids)
Source: RefSeq, a predicted model, not a curated record